GAGUAUCUCUUCCAUCUGCUUCUAAAGGUUCUAUUACUAAACCUGGUCACCGAGGUGGAAGCCGAUUUGCUGGAUCUGCUAUAAUACGCUUGAUCCUGCUUGCCAUGGGUCUCCUCGACCAGUUGUGGGAUGACACCGUUGCCGGGCCGCGGCCGGACAAUGGUCUCGGCAGGCUCCGGAAGCACAACACCUUCAGUUAUCGAGAGAGUUCCGGCAAGGAGUCAGAUGCUGGGACCGUGAGACCGUAUGACGAGUCCUCGGACGACGCGGUGAGAGUAACACGUAGUAUCAUGAUCGUGAAGCCGCCGGGGUACCAGAGUGGCUCGCCUCCGGUUUCGCCAGCUGGGUCUACUCCGCCGGUCUCUCCGUUUUCGGGUAAGGGGGUAGAGAACCCUUCCGGUUUCGAAGAAGGUCGACAUCGGAUGCGUACGAGAAGGGAGGCGAGAACAAAUCAAGCCCUUCUCCUCCUUUCGAUGUCUGAGAAGUAGUAUCUCACAACGACGGAAGCACGAAGAUGUUCGAUCCGUGAUGCUGCCGGUGGAUGUAUCCAUUUUUGUGUUAGAUGUGCGCACGCUUAGAUGAGAUGAAGUGGUGCCGUGGGUUGUGAAGUCUGGAGUGGAGCGUAGGUGUGGUGAGCUAUGUAGGUGUCCCGAAGGAGUAGUAUUAAAUAGAGAAUUAUGUGUAUGUGUGUGAUGCCUUUCCUUUUCAGUUUUCGUUGGUUGGUACUGUUCUAGAUUUCUCUUCUGCCUGUAAGUUUUUCGGCCUGAAUAGUUAACAAUCUGAAGUAGUUUCUCGAUC
Molecule: messenger RNA, 798 nt
Organism: Prosopis cineraria
Lineage: Eukaryota; Viridiplantae; Streptophyta; Magnoliopsida; Fabales; Fabaceae
Product: dormancy-associated protein homolog 3
Exons: 3
Coding region: 105-488 (127 amino acids)
Source: RefSeq, a predicted model, not a curated record